AAGCUGUAGAUGUCACUCCCUCCUCCUCCUCCACCUCCUCCCCCAGCUCUGCUUCCUCCACCCCCAGCAGCCAAGAAGAAGCUGUACCAGACCAUAGCCAGCAGCAGUGCUCCUGUGGAGGGGGAUCACACCGAGGCAUGCCUGCUUCUCAGACAGAGGGAGGGCUGCUUCAGGCAGGAUCUGCAGUGGUUACUGGUAAACACAUACGUGCCUUCCCUCAUCCAAGAUGGCCCCCAGUGUGGUUUGGUGGCUCUCUGGAUGGCUGCUCACCUGCGACAGCCACAGAUCAGUAUCGACAUAGAGACUGUGGUCCAGACGGCAGUGAGGAGGGGCUACACAGCCCAGGGGGAAAUGUUUUCAGCGUUUAACAUGGCCCUGUUGGCAGAAGAGGUCUGUGUCUGUAAGGCUGAACUGCUGUCAGGAGGUUUGAGUGGCAGAAACGCUGAGGCCAUCAUCAGACACCUCUGUUGCAGACAGCCUGUUCUCAUCCCAUAUGACGAGGACUUCAACCAUGAGCCAUGCCAGCGUAGCGGUCACAGAGCGCAUUGGGCCGUUGCUUCGGGGGUGCUCCUCGGUUUAGACCAGGGGACUGUAAAAGUUGAACAUAAUCAGCCGGAUCCCACUCUGCCUUGGCUCUACCUCGCCACCAACAGCAAUCUUCCUUGUCCCAUCAACAGCACAAGCGCCACAGAGGUUUACAUCCUUGCCAAGCAGGGUAAGAGCCUUCGCUACCAGCUGUGGAGUCUGGACAGUGUUGCCCAGAGCAACAGGCAGCUGAGGGAAAUAGACCCUCUGAGAGCCAAGGAUGGGAAGCAGUACGUGGUUCCUGAGGGAGGAGUGGAGGCCGGGCUGGCAGGACAGGCAGUUCUUCUCCACACAAAGACUCAGGAGCAGAAAGGAAAGUGAUUCUGAUCAGGUUCAUCCUCAACAGUCAAGAUGCCACAUUAGAGUCGACAACUUUAUUGGAGAGAGCGCAAAGUGUCACAACACAAAAGGACAUCUUUUUACAAAUAUUACAAUAGUUAAAGCUGUAAUAAAUACAUGAAAUAGGUAGAAAUAAAAUCAUGUAUUUGAUACAUCUAAAAAUAUUUAUAUAAAAGACAUUUUCAUGUCAUUUCCUGUGCAAUAAAUUUAACAACCAACUG
Molecule: messenger RNA, 1145 nt
Organism: Cyprinodon variegatus (sheepshead minnow)
Lineage: Eukaryota; Metazoa; Chordata; Actinopteri; Cyprinodontiformes; Cyprinodontidae
Gene: actmap
Product: chromosome unknown open reading frame, human C19orf54
Exons: 6
Coding region: 10-906 (298 amino acids)
Source: RefSeq, a predicted model, not a curated record